This is a messenger RNA of Cinclus cinclus, 1811 nucleotides long. RefSeq names its product small nuclear ribonucleoprotein polypeptide B2 (gene SNRPB2). Gene Ontology annotation, cellular component: U1 snRNP. Gene Ontology annotation, biological process: mRNA splicing, via spliceosome. The record is from RefSeq and is a predicted model, not a curated record. NCBI's taxonomy places the organism in Eukaryota, Metazoa, Chordata, Aves, Passeriformes, Cinclidae. Gene Ontology annotation, molecular function: U1 snRNA binding. The transcript is spliced from 7 exons. The coding region runs from base 907 to 1584 and encodes 225 amino acids.
AACUGGGAUUGUUUAGACUGGAGAAGAGGCUCUGCUGCGAUAUAAUUGUGACCUUUCAGAAAGGGACUAAUUUAUAAGGAGAGGUCUAAUAAAUAAAGCUUUAUAAAUAAGGAGAAAUCUGCAGAGCAAUGGUUGCAGGUUUAUGGAGUGACAGGACAAGGUGGGGAUAGAUUCAAACUCAAAGAGGGCAGCUUGAGACCAGAUAUUAGGUAGAAAUACUUUACUGUGAGAGUGGUGAGGCUCUGGCACAAGUUGCCCAGAUAAGCUGUGGCAUGAGUGUCUGUGGCUAGGUUGGAUAGGGCUUGGAGCACCUCAAGUCUAGUGGAAAGUGUCCAUGUGCACGGUAGGGUGGCUUUACUGGACAACCUUUAAGGUCCUUCCAUCCCAAACCAUUCCGUGCUUUCCUGAGCUGCUGCUCUAGGUGCUGUGAAAAGACAAAAAAAAAAAAAAAAAAAACCAAAAAAAAACCAAAAAAAAAACCACAAACAAACAAACAAACAAAAAAACCAACACAACAAAACCAAAAUAACUCAAAACCAAACAAAAAACAAGGAAAAACCCAACAAAACAAAACCCCACUACUUAUCUUUACAUAAUGCUCCAUUAGAGCAGGACAGAGCUAAACCCAAGAAUGGGGCAAGAAAUGCCCAUUUCGGCCGACAGCAAACUUCAAUCUCUUUUUAUCCCCACCUCUCUUUUAUCCCGGGUUAUCCCUUUUCACCCCGCCGCUCUCCAUCGGCGCUAUCGGCGCUCGGCCCAUCGAGCGCUCCGGGAGCGGCUUCGCCGCCUGCGCUGCGCUGCGGCGGGGCGGGACGGGACGGGACGGGACGGACGGGCAGCCAUCGAGACGGAAGGACGGACCGGAGAAGGGAGGGGAGUGUGCUCUGCCCGCAGGCGCCGCCGAGAAUGGACAUCAGGCCGAACCACACCAUCUACAUCAACAACAUCAAUGACAAGAUCAAGAAGGAAGAGCUGAAGAGGUCCCUGUAUGCCUUAUUCUCACAGUUUGGUCAUGUAGUCGACAUUGUGGCUUUAAAGACCAUGAAGAUGAGAGGACAGGCAUUUGUUAUAUUUAAAGAACUUGGAUCAUCUACCAAUGCUUUGAGACAGCUACAAGGCUUUCCGUUUUAUGGGAAACCAAUGCGUAUUCAGUAUGCAAAAACAGACUCUGAUAUCAUCUCUAAAAUGCGUGGGACUUUUGCUGAUAAGGAAAAAAGAAAGGAAAAGAAGAAAGCCAAAACUCUGGAGCAGUCAGCAAACACACCGAAUAAAAAGGUUAUCCAGGGAGCAACACAGAAUUCAGCCAAUGCCCCAGGGACUACACCACAGAAUCAGGUGCCUGAUAAUCCACCAAACUAUAUCCUUUUCCUUAAUAAUUUGCCUGAGGAAACAAAUGAGAUGAUGCUGUCCAUGUUAUUUAAUCAGUUUCCUGGAUUCAAAGAAGUACGCUUGGUGCCAGGGCGCCAUGACAUUGCAUUUGUGGAGUUUGAAAAUGAGAAUCAAGCAGGGGCUGCUCGAGAUGCUCUCCAAGGAUUCAAGAUCACUCCAUCUCAUGCCAUGAAAAUCACUUAUGCAAAGAAAUAACUAUAUGCUUCUGUAAAGAGGUUCUGUGGAUAGAUGUUUUUUUUAAAAAAAAACACUGAUACUCUGGUCAGCUAGCAUGUUUGGUGUUCUCUGCAGAAAACAUAAGACUGGACUAGAACUUCUGCAGUGACCAGGGCACGUGUAGGAUUUCCACAGAUCACCUGCAUAGUAACUUUUUCUAUUGAAAUACUAAUUUUUAUAAAAUAAAAUAUAAGUGUGCUGUUUUC